GUGACAAUUAAUGCGCAUCGAUAAAACGAAAUCUUUCUCAUAGAUUUGUUUAAAAUAUUCAAAGAACGCUCGUAUAUUUAAUCGUUAAUUGCGUCUAACUCACUUGUAGUGUUAUUAAUUUUUGAUAAAUAUACAAUUUGUUGCUCAAUAUUUGUACAACUUGUUAUAAUGGAACCUAUGACUUUGGGAUCACCUGUUAGCAAUGCAAUACCAAAUCCAAGUAGUCCUGGUAGUAAUACAAUGUAUCUUCCAAGUUUUCUUUUAGGAGAUACAAAUACUCCUACCAAAAUCGGAGGAACUACCCCCCAAGAUAAUAGUUUUAGACAUUUGAAUGCAAAUAUUAAUAUGAUAUCACCAAUUUCACAAUAUGGUACACCAGACUAUCGUAUUAAUCGUCAGAAAGCUGUUUUUGGUAAUACUACGACACCUAAUACAUCACAAAUAGGUACAGAAAAUCAUGUUGGUGGUCCACCAACUCGUGGAUUAUUCGAUAUUGUAGAAUCUUCACCGGCUAUAACGACUCCUAAAACAGCACUGAAUCAAACUAAUCAAAGUUUUUAUUCAAAUCAUUCAAAAAAAUUAAUUAAUUCGACCAAUAAUAUGUUAUUCCCAGAUAGUCCAUUAAGUUUGAACAAUAAUGAAUCGCAAGGACUAUUACAAUGGGUUACUGUUUUUGGUUUUCCACCGAAUGCGAUAAAUACAGUACUUUCGCAUAUUUCUAGCAAAGUUCGUAUAAUAGAUAAACAUUCACCACCUUUGCCUAUAAGCAAUUGGAUACAUUUGAAAUGCGCAUCUGAACAAGAAACGCAAAGGGCAUUAGCAUGUAAUAGUAAUAUAGUUUCGGGCUCAAUUAUGAUUGGUGUAAUACCAUGUACGGAUGAAGCUGUUAUUUUAAGUUGCGAUAAAGAAAAUCGUUCUAUGUUAAAUGGAAGUAUGAAAUCAUUUUCUACAUUUAAUAAAAUUGAUUUGAGUAGAGAACAGAGUACACCUCAUACGCCAAUAAAAAUUAAAAAUGCAAGACCACUUGUAGCAGGUUACAGUCAACAUUUAAGUCCACAAUCAGUAACGUUGGCAGAAAAUGUUCCACAAAAAUCUACUGGAUUAGUUACUAAAGCGAUGGAAUAUGUAUUUGGAUGGUAAUUUAAAUAGUUAAUUGCAAUCUAAUUUUUAUAUUAAAUAAAAUUGUACAAUUCGAAUUAAAAAUAAACGCAUUAUUGAAGAUA
Molecule: messenger RNA, 1223 nt
Organism: Polistes dominula (European paper wasp)
Lineage: Eukaryota; Metazoa; Arthropoda; Insecta; Hymenoptera; Vespidae
Product: nucleoporin Nup35
Biological process (GO): nuclear pore organization; NLS-bearing protein import into nucleus
Cellular component (GO): nuclear membrane; nuclear pore central transport channel; nuclear pore nuclear basket
Molecular function (GO): phospholipid binding; nucleic acid binding; structural constituent of nuclear pore
Source: RefSeq, a predicted model, not a curated record